ACAACAAGGACGAGAGGCGAGACUGCACCAAGGCAAUCCAGAUGAGCGACAGUGUGUGUGCACGCCCCUUUCCUCGACGUCACCCACUGCCCCUGCCUCAGUCCGUUGGAAACCCCGUGCGGGUGUAAGAGAAGUCUGGCGGCCGCCAUUUCGAGCAGACGAAGAUUCAACGCCAUUCCUCUCUCGCCAUAAACAAGGCCGAGGCCUAGCAGCUAUCAGACCGGCGCGCCUCAGAUCGACCAAAAUGGCAGAUGACAUUGACAUUGAAGCUAUGCUUGAAGCUCCUUACAGGAAGGACGAGAACAAAUUGAACAGUGCUAAUGGACAUGAAGAGCGCAGUAAGAAAAAAAAGAAAAGUAAAAGCAGAAGUCGCAGCCGUGAACGGAAGCGCAGCAAGAGUAAGGAGCGAAAACGUAGCAAGGAACGGGAGCGAAAAACAAGUAAAAGCAGAGAGAGAAAACGCAGCCGCAGCAAGGAGCGGCGGAGGAGCCGGUCAAAGAGCAGAGAUCGAAAGUUCAGAGGACGUUAUCGAAGCCCAUAUUCUGGACCAAAAUUUGGCAGUUCCAUGCGUGGGAAGAUGGGAGUUCCUCACAACGUGAAACUAAGCAGGCGUCAUUCAAAGAGCAGAAGUCCACAAAAGAGAGAGAAAAGCCCUGUCAGAGAACCAAUUGAUAAUCUGACACCAGAAGAAAGAGAUGCACGUACUGUGUUUUGUAUGCAACUGGCAGCAAGGAUUCGACCAAGGGACCUCGAAGAAUUUUUUUCCACAGUUGGAAAGGUUCGUGAUGUGAGGAUGAUUUCAGACAGAAAUUCCAGGCGUUCCAAAGGCAUAGCAUAUGUGGAAUUUGUUGAUGUUAGCUCAGUACCUCUGGCAAUUGGUCUAACAGGACAGAGAGUUUUGGGUGUUCCUAUUAUUGUUCAGGCUUCCCAGGCUGAAAAGAACAGAGCUGCUGCAAUGGCCAAUAAUUUACAGAAAGGCACUGCUGGACCAAUGCGGCUAUAUGUUGGGUCCUUGCAUUUUAACAUAACAGAGGACAUGCUGCGUGGAAUAUUUGAACCUUUUGGCAGAAUUGAAAGCAUUCAACUUAUGAUGGACAGUGAGACUGGACGCUCCAAGGGAUACGGCUUCAUUACUUUUUCGGAUUCUGAAUGUGCCAAAAAAGCGCUCGAGCAAUUGAAUGGUUUUGAAUUAGCUGGGCGUCCUAUGAAAGUUGGUCAUGUUACAGAACGUACUGAUGCUUCCAAUGCAAGUUCAUUUUUGGACAGUGAUGAGCUUGAGAGAACAGGAAUAGACCUUGGAACCACUGGUAGACUUCAGUUGAUGGCAAGACUUGCUGAAGGUACAGGAUUGCAGAUUCCACCAGCUGCCCAGCAAGCAUUGCAGAUGAGUGGUUCUUUGGCAUUUGGUGCUGUAGCAGAUCUCCAAUCAAGAAUUUCACAACAGAGCGAAGCUCUCGCCGCAGCUGCUGCUUCUGCUGCUGCAAUCUCAUUGACAUCAUCCACUUUGCCAAUUCCACCAGCAACUCAACCACUUGCUACACAGUGCUUCCAGUUGUCAAAUAUGUUUAACCCUCAAACGGAAGAUGAGCCAGGCUGGGACACAGAGAUUAAAGAUGAUGUCAUUGAAGAAUGCAACAAACAUGGAGGAGUUGUUCACAUUUAUGUAGACAAGAGUUCACCACAGGGUAAUGUUUAUGUCAAAUGUCCAACCAUUGCAUCUGCAAUAGCAGCAGUUAAUGCACUGCAUGGGAGAUGGUUUGCAGGCAAGAUGAUAACUGCUGCAUAUGUUCCACUUCCAACUUACCACAGCCUCUUCCCGGAUUCCAUGACAUCUACCCAGCUUCUGUUUCCUGUUCGUCGAUGAGCCUGACUUGCAUUAUUUUGUACAUAGGUUUUGUUUUCCUUUUUGAGAGAGAGUUGUCGGUUUGUCUUUUAUUUAGAUCCAGAUGGAAAGGAAUGGGUGUACUGUAAUUUUGUGUAAAUUUCUAAUACCUUAAAAUAAAGGAUGAAUGCAAUAUAUUGGUUAACCGCAUUCAACCCAUUAACUUGCUGUGCUGCCUUACUGUUCCAUUAGAAAUAGCCAGGCCAGCAGAAAACAAGUGAUAAGAAUUCAGUGACAUACAGUACCUGAUAUGUUAACAUUUGUAGAAAUAAAAUUCAAAAAUGCUCAAAUGACA
Molecule: messenger RNA, 2177 nt
Organism: Pseudophryne corroboree (corroboree frog)
Lineage: Eukaryota; Metazoa; Chordata; Amphibia; Anura; Myobatrachidae
Gene: RBM39
Product: RNA binding motif protein 39
Exons: 18
Coding region: 245-1864 (539 amino acids)
Biological process (GO): mRNA processing
Cellular component (GO): nucleus
Molecular function (GO): U1 snRNP binding; RNA binding
Source: RefSeq, a predicted model, not a curated record